UCUCUGUAACCUUCCUCUGUGGACGAUAUCGUCAAAUGGUUACCUUGACUUCCACCUUGUCACAUGGGUUAUUUUUUUUUCAGAGGCCAGAGACUCUUCAAUGCAUUUUAUUUUACAUGGUCUACUAGAUACAUGGUCUGCUAGAUCCAAGGUUCUCAGAGUGGGAUCUGUGAAGGUUAGCCAGGGGUCUGUGAUUUUUAAAUUUAGUUACAUUACACAUAUGUUCUUAAAGCAUAUCUUUACACGGGUCAACUCUUUUGGCCAAAUCACUGGAGUUGUAACACCAGGGAGUCAGUGGGAUUGUUUGGCUCUACAUGCAGACAUUUAUUAAUUAAAUGCAUAUAAUUGUAAAAUGAAGCAGACAUUUGGACAUAAGUCCAAAGAGCAAAUUUACAUGCAAGCAUACAUAGGCAAAAGGCUAUACACAAAAACAGAGUCAUGCAAAUAAUCCAGAAAUUAAGGCUCAGAAUUACUUACAAGGUGGCAAGACUUCGCAAGGGGGAAAAAAAAACAUAUGUCUGAGGUUUUGGCAAUUACAAAGAUUGUUAUUUUAGGUGAUGUGAGAAGCAUCAGACCACAUUUAAUGUCUUUUCUCCGAUCUAUGGUGGAGAGCCAGACCAUCUUAACCCCACAACAAACCUUGGAUGGUGCUUGCAACCCAGUCAACCUGGAGAUUCUGCUAUCAUACAGCUCACUGGAACCUUACAUGCGCUGACUCCUAAGUGUGCUCGCUUAAUAGCAUCCACCACAGAUGCUUCAGAAGGCACUUUCAACCAAUGGAAAAGUAGGGGAUAAUUGCAAAAGGACAGUGCAGGGUUUUAUGGCAUUAGCCAUUGAGUCAGGAAAACAAUCCAGAAAUCAGUACAUUGAUAUAGUUGUACAGCAAACUAUGGAGCAUUACUCUGAAUUACUCAGAAGGUGGCAAGACUUUGCAAGGACAGCAAAGAAAGAGCACUGUUAAAUGCUCAAGUGGUAACAGGAAACAGGGGUAUGAGAUUACAGGAAAUGAACCAAAACCAGAACUCCUUUGGGUCUGACCUUUGGUAGUCAGGGUGGGCAUUGCGGCCAGCUAAUGUGACCGAAAUCUUUUGCAUCCAUUGAUGAUGAUUGCCUUUACAGUAUGUGUGUCUGUGGUGAUGCACAUCAUGUUUUCUCCUAUGAGAAGGUUACUGUAAUGUAAGAUCCACUCAUACUGGGCUCGAUGGUGCAGCUCAACCACCGCUCUGUGGUUUGCUGAAAAGUAUUUGUUUUACUUGGUUGCAGUUUUGUUCUGGCAUUUACUGUACAGUGUGGGCAGAGCAUUUGAGAAAAAUGCUACUCGGACACUUUAAGCCCUUCUGUUCACUGUUAUAGAAUAAUAUCUUGUGCAAGGUGGUAAACAAUGGAAUCCAUUAUUUCCUUCCAUCUGUGAGAGUCGCUUGCAUAAGGUGUUACAUUCUUUAAAUGCUUCAAUGAUAGACGAGAGGCUUGUAGUGUCACUAGGGCUCAUGGCAUGGAAAUAUGUGGUUUCUGCUGAGCUUAGUACAUUUCUUAAGCAUUUCUUAAGAAAUGUAAAUACACUUCCUGUGGUUUUGUUCAACGCGUAGUGUUUGCUGAUUACCUGUCAUUGUUCUGCCUCACUGCCUUAAAAAAGUCCCUGGAAAAUUCCAGACAUGAAACAACUUCUGUUACUCAAACACUCGCUGCAUAUCCUAUAUACAUCCAGCAAAUUUAAAAGUGACAUUUACGAGACGUUUCUUCAGAGAUUCAUCAGGUUUCCAAGUAUAACUGUGAAAUGUUUAGCGAUUUAAUGCACAACGAUGUUAAACAAGCUGUUGAGCUCUGUCUCUCUUAAAACUUUCCGCUGUUGUUGUGAUUGUUGUCAUGAGCUGUGUCUCAAAUCGACCUUCAAAAGUAUUUACUAAUUUAGUGAAUACAGGAGACUGGUAUGCAAUACGCACCUUUUGGUCAGUUUCAAGGGUACAGGAGAGGUUUUUAAAAUUCCAACACUAAGUGUAAGAGGACAACUGGUUUGCUAGUUCUCCAAUAGUACACAAGUAUGCGAUUUGAGACACAACCCUAGCUUGCUUAGCAGAGGUCCAUGGACAGGGAGAUCUGUCCAUUUUUAAUGCUGAAUGCUAGUGUCAGGAUAGUGAAAACGUCUAAAGUAACACAUACUCUGUACAUUAAACGUGGCUUGUUUGAACGUGACGUCCAGUAACAUUUCAAAAUAUUAGCACGCAUAUUAGCACCUUCUUCCAUAUUUCUGAUAUUAAUUUGUAAAAUAAAGAAAUGAAACGAAAGAGGAGAUUGGGUUAGGAGUUAAUCUCACAACUCUAUUUGUAAAUCAAGCAACCCGUGGUGUGGUACGUCUCCUCCAGCAGUUCUCUAGAGCAGACAUGAGAGAGCUUCACUAGGAGUUGUCUUAAAAAGGAGAGCUGCGGGAAAACAGAGUCUAAACAGUCUUUAAGUGUUUAGAGUCAAGAAAUGAAGACCUUAUAUAGUGUUCUUCCUCUCUGUGCUCUCUCUCUCUCUCUCUCUCUAUCUCUCUGUCUCUCUCUCUCUUGCGCUCUCUCUCUCUCUCUCUCUCUCUCUCUCUCUCUCUCUCUCUGCAUGUUUAGGGGUAGAUGUGUUGGGCUGUAAAAAGUAAAGCAAGGAUGCUGUGCUCAGAUCGAGGAAACUGAUGUGGUUUGAAUUAAAGUAGCACUCGUGAGAUGGCUGAAGUGGUCCAUCCAGCAACUCCAGUCAGGGUUUUUUUUAAAUGCAUGAGAUAAAGUUUUAAGGACCGAGUCGUAUUGGAUAAUUGUUGGGAAAGGGAAGUUUAUCUUUUCGGAGCCUGGCAGAUCCCUGUCUCCACGCCAUGUGAGGGCAAGUAUAUGGCACGGGUACUGGUUCUUUCUCUCUUACAGUGCUCCGUUUCUCACUCUCUGAAGCAGUAAUAGAUGGCUCUUCUCUCCUGGUUUCUCACGUUCUGUACAGAGCUCUAGCACCAAUCACGUCCCAGAUCUCCAAGCUGUGCUGAAAGGGAACACGCUGUGCACAACUGGAAGAAGUGCAGUUUACUUUGCGUGUGUUUGUCAGUGUUAAGUAGAAGUUGCUCCCCUGCUCCUGGCCAGUAGCAGAUGUGAGCGGCAGUGGUGUACCAGCUGUGUCUGUGAUGGAGCGUUUUCCUGUCCACUGAGUGUGCUGCUGUCAGCACUGCAGACAUGUCUGCUUGCAACACCUUCACUGAACACGUGUGGAAGCCUGGCGAGUGCAAGAACUGCUUCAAGCCCAAGAGUCUGCACCGCCUACCUGAGGGGGGUCCACACAAGUGUCCCCCUGAACAAGUCCUCACCCAACACAGCCACACCUCCACAGGAGGCACAAAUAACAAUAACCAUCCAAGCCACUCACCCACAGGGGGCAGAGCUAUCAUCAACGCUAACCUUGCUAGCAACCCUCAGAGAAGCAGUAGUUCUUCCCGUUCAGGCCAGUUCCGCCCACCUGUAGCAAAAAAGCCCACAAUCGCGGUAAAGCCCACCAUGAUGCUCCCAUGCUCUGGAAUGGGGCUAGAUUUAGAAGGAAAUCCUCAGAAGCUGGUAGAGGGGGCAGAGCCUGGAAAAGCUUCAGCUUUCACCAUUUGGAAUCACAAUGGCUUAAACCGGAAGAGGCCCACAGAACCAAACAACAAUGAGAGAAAUGACGAAAGGGUAGAGAUGGAGGGAUUUGCCUCUCUCUGUCCAGCAAGCAGUAACAAUAACAAUGGCCUAACAGAUGUGCUGAAGGAGAUUGCAGGUUUGGGGUCAGACCUGAGCUCCAGCAGGGACGACUUCUUGGGCCGGAUCAGCUGCUCGUAUAGGCGCUCAUUGGAGAGAGGCUUGCCUGCGGCCAGCUGCCUGGCCUUGGGUCGUAGCAGCAGUGCAAAUAAACGUGUCUCUUUGAGUGACAGUGCAGAGAUUAUCAGUUCAGAGGGGGGACGCUUCUGCUACCCAGAAUUUUCCAGCGAUGGAGAGGAGGAUGAGGAAUAUGAAGAGGAAAGUGAGAGUGAUGAUGAUGGUGAGCAUGAAAGCUGGGAUGAGAGUGAUGAAGAGCUUUUGGCUAUGGAGAUCCGGAUGAGGGGUCAGCCACGCUUUGCUAAUUUCCGUGCUGCAACUCUGUCUCCAGUUCCCUUUGCAGCUGGUAAGAAGUGGAACACUGUACCUCUGCGGAACCGCUCACUGCAACGGAUCUGUGCUGUUGACUAUGAUGGUUAUGAUGAGAUUCUAAAUGGCUAUCCUUCCAUGGACUCCAGUGGAGGACCCAGCCUGCUUCCAUAUGGCUCUAACCCCCAGGGCAGUGGCUUCCUGUCUAACUCUGAUUCUAUCACCUCACCAGAGUCCUCAUCUUCUCUGCCUGAGGACUCCUGCACCUCCAGCAGUGGCAGUAGUGUCCCCCGUAACCAGCCUAAUGGUUUACACCCUAUUCCAGUUAGCAGAGAUUCUGCAGUACAGCAAGCCCCAGCAGGCCAAGCGUUGAGCUCACCUAAAGCCACUGAGACACACAAAGCUGUUCUGGCCAUCCGAUUACAGGAUCAAGACAUUAAUCAGAGAGAGGGAGGACCUCUUCCACAGGCACUCCCUGGCCAGCCAAUCACAAUUAGCUUUAGCCCAACAGAGGAGCAGCCUAAACCAUACAGAGUAGUGAGUUUGGAGAAGACUCCCAUCUGUAAGCCUUACACUGUGGUGGAUGUGUCUGCUUCUAUGGCCAGCACUGAGGAACGAACUACUGAGAGCACUGCCAAGCCCAAAGGUCCAACCACAGCACUGGGUCCCCCACCCUACCCAGGAGCCUCAAAAAACAUCCCCUUGUCUGCUUCUCCUCUCUCCCCAAAAUCACCUAUAUCACCUAAAACUCCACUUUCCCCUAAGUCUGCAGCAGUAUCUCCAACCACUCCAAUAUCUCCAUUCACUUCAGUUUCUCCAUCAAUACCAGUCUCUCUAAGUACUGCCUUAGCCAAUGCUGCUACAUCCAGCCCUUCCUGUAAGAAGCCUGGGAAUAUUCGUUACCAAGAGGUGUGGACAUCCAGCACUAGCCCUCGACAAAAGCUCCCCAAAGUAGAGUUGCUUAGUGGGCCACCAUCUGGGUCAUCGGUCCCUCCCAGACAUGGCAACCAUAAAUCAGCUCCCACUUCCCCUGUUGCUGGUAUCUCCUCCUCACGCACCAUACCUGUGAAGUCACCUAAUUUGUCAGAGAUCAAAUUUAACAGCUACAAUAAUGCUGGUAUGCCUCCUUUCCCAAUCAUCAUCAGAGAUGAACCCACAUACGCACGCAGUUCAAAGAAUGCAGUGAAAGUGCCUAUCGUGAUUAACCCAAGUGCAUAUGAUAAUCUGGCUGUGUAUAAGAGCUUUCUGGGUGUGAGUGGAGAGCUGCCACAGCCCAAGCCGGGAACAGGUGGUCGAGUACCCAGCCACACAUAUGAGGAAAUCGGCAACUCUGAAAAUGCUCACUCCUCACCCACAGAGCACAAGCCCACCAGAAAAUUUGUCUCAGCUGAUACUAAGGAAGAGAGAGACAUCACAAGAGCUGUACCUCACAAUGACAAAGCCAAAAGUACCCCUGAGUGCAGUACAGCAGCCAACAUUUCAGUUGCUGUUUCGAGCCCUAGGACAAACAUUGUCCCCACUCCUAUCACUGCCUCUAGCAGUCUGACAAAAAGCAGCUCCAUUAGACUCACCAGUAGCUGUAACUCCAGUGAUGAUUCCCCUGCAGCAGGCAGCAGUGGGUGCCAGACAGCCACUAGUACUGGAUCAGGGCACAGGGAGAAGGCCAGCAUGGUGCUGUCUCAGAUAGUAGCUUCCAUCCAGCCACCCCAAUCUCCUCCAGACUCACCCUCUGUUCACAGCAAGACAUGCAGUGCUGAGGAACUCUACUCUCUUCCCCCUGAUGCCACUAAGGGUACUCUCAGCAGACCCAAAUCCCUCCAGUGCCCUACAGACAGUAGCUUGUCCAAAUCCCACAAGGAUACGCCAUCCAAGCUCUUACCUAAGUCUCAGAGCGCCUCAGCAGCUGAGGCUUCCACAAGUCCAAAAUCUGAACCCAGUGCCCCUUUCCCCCCACCCAGAUCCACCUCUUCCCCAUAUCAUGCUAGUAACCUGCUUCAGAGGCACUUCAGCAACUGGACCAGACCCAUGGGCUCCAGGCCCAGUGAUGGGGAGGUCAGCCCUGGGGCAGAAGGCAGACGUUCAGCCGACAGUAACAGGCCCAAACGUUGGAUCUCCUUCAAGAGCUUCUUCCGCCGGCGGAAAGAUGAGGAUGAACAAAAAGAGAAAGCGGAGAGAGAGAAAGAGAAAGGAAAGCUGGUGGGUUUGGAUGGGACUGUUAUCACCAUGCUACCUCCUCCUCCUCUCCAGAGGCAGCACUGGUUUUCAGAGUCAAAAACAGAUGAUCCCAGCCAGAAACCCACCAUUAUAUUUACCUAUAAGCCAGACAGUGGGUCAGGAGGCGAUGGGGAGGCAGAGCUCAGGGUGGAGGAGUGUAAUGCAGGUGCAGGUGGAGUGCUGUCAUUUAACCAGUCAGGCCCCCCUAAGAGCAGAGCCAGCCUCUUGAUCAGCAAAGUGAUGAGUCAGAUGCCAGUUCAGGGCCCGGAGACAGACACACCCGCCAUCACCUCUUUGCAGGCCAAGCUGGAACUGCCGACCGUGAGUGAGCCGGCCAGCCUCUCAACGCGCCCCGUGGCUCGCCCACUCUCACCCAGCGUCAGUCUAGGGGAGCCAGAGGAGGACGAGGGAGCAAACACACACUCUCACUCACACUCCCCUGCUUCCAGCUCCUGCAGUGCCACCUACACCAACUUAGGCCAGUCCAGGGCCAGUUUGAUCCCCACAAAGCACCCCAGACACCUCAAGGCCUCUGAUGACACUCUCCAUUCUGAAUCUGAAGGUUUCAAUUCAGGCGCCAAAGCCACUCCCCCACCGCUGCCCAAGAAGUCUGUGCCACGAGCCAACACAGAGCCGUCACUGACCAGAGAACCGAUGACCCGCCGACCCCGGGGUGAGGCCAAGCCAGGUGGCGCCAGCUUGAGCGUGGCAAAUCCACUCUAUGACCUGGACUCCACCUGGGAGACAGCCAGUCAGAGCUCCUCACUCAGCUCUGAUGCCCGACAACUAGACGAAUCGGGGGACUCUCUGGAGAGGCCAGUGGCUGGGGGACGGAACCUUUCCCGCUCAGCAAACAGCAGCACAGCCCCAGAUCGGGAGAGGCGGGGCUGCCGCAGCACAGAGAGCCUUUCAACCAGUAAGACCCACAGACUUGCUCUUUACAGAGGUCUAGAGAGCUGGGAAGAGGUGGCAGGCCGCAUCCGUAAUCUACACGCCGACACGUUGCGCAAACUGGCUGGCCGCUGUGAGGACCGCUUCAUGGCUGGUCAGAAAGACCAUUUGCGCUUUGGCAUAGACAGCUGGUCCCACUUCAGACUGACCACAGGCAAGCCAUGCUGCGAGGCGGAAGAUGCUGUGUACUACACAGCCGCUUAUGCUAAGGACCCGCUUAUCAACUACGCUGUUAAGAUCUGCAGGUACAAGGUGAAGGAGACACAGCAGCAGUUCUUCCACAGCCUGGCUGUCCGACAAAGCCUUCCCGUGCACUUCAACAUCCAGCAGGACUGUGGCCACUUCCUGGCAGAUGUGCCUGCUCGCCUUCUGCCCUGGGAGGACGAGGAGGAGAGCGAUGAUGAGAAGGAUGAAAAAAGAGAGGAGGAGCGAAAUCUGGAGCAGAAAGGUAGAGGGAGCAAAGAGCUGCUGUCUGAAGGGAAGAGGCAGGCCGAGAGGGGGCAUGGGAACAUAGCAGUGCCGGCGGACAUGGCGUGCCACGGCGGGAAGUUGCGCAGCCGGGUGGUGGUGAUCACACGUGAGGUCCCAUUCCAGACGGUGGCCGAUUUUGUGCAGGAGGGUACAGCAAGGCACUCACGUAACCCAGAGCUGUAUGAGCGCCAGGUGUGUUUGCUGCUGCUUCAGCUGUGUACUGGCCUAGAGCAUAUGAAGCCGUACCACGUGUCACACUGCGAUCUGCACCUGGAGAACCUGCUGCUUGUGCACUGCCAGCCAGGCGAUCCCUGGAACCUGGAGCUUCCGGAGCCCACCACCACCACGACCAUCACAACAUCUGUUUCCUCUGCCUGCCCGGCUCGCCUCAUCAUCAGCAACUUCUCUCAGGCCAAGCAGCAGAGCAUCGUGCAGUACACUGAGUGUGAUGAGUUUCAGCUGGGCCUUCUAAUCUAUGAGAUGCUUCACCAACCCAAUCCUUUGGUGGAGGCAGCUGGCCUGACAGAGAGGGAGCAACUGCCACCGCUCCCUAUGCGUUCCCUAUACUCUCAGGGCCUGCAGCGGCUGGCAAGUCUCCUGCUCCACACCGACGAGUCUGAGCGCAUUGGCGUGGCCGAGGCUCGCGCUUGCCUGCAGUGUCUGCUGUGGGGGCCACGUGACGACCUCUUGCGUGCCGCACCUCUUCCCAUUCAGCGACAUGCAGCGCUGCAGAACUGGCUGGACUUGAAGCGUACACUCAUGAUGAUCAAGUUUGCCGAGCGCUCACUGGAUGCUGGCGGUGGUGUCAGCCUGGAGGACUGGCUCUGCUGCAAGUACCUGGCCUUUGCCACCACAGACUCCAUUGACAGGGUUGUUCGUGUUUUGCAGCAGCUCUGAGUCUGGAUGCUUGGCCCCAGUUGUGUUUGGACUGCCAGUCAGCUUUCAUAUCACAGGCCAAGUGCCCGGUGGAGUCUGCUGGCAUGUGCACAUUUGCGCUGUAUGCAUUUUUUUUUGUUUGUUUAUUUGUUUGUUAGUUUUAUUCUUUUUAAUUUGAGGAACGUGCAAGACAUGUUUGUGCUUUAUUAGUUUGUGUUUGUGUUACUUAAGUAUUGAGUGGUGAAGAAUUUUAGAUCAAUGCUUUUGCUUUCAAAAAAGCCUUGUUUUUUAACCAGCCAUGCAGUUGGAUCACGUUAAUAGAAAUUGUGUUAUUAGAAAAGCAGUCAGUGUUUUUCCCCCUGAUUGUUAUUUUUAAUCAAUGUGACAUCAUUUGCAGAAUGACUCACAGUUUGGCCUUCAUGAUAAAAUGCUUCCUCUGUUUACUCUAGCUGUUUGGGAGAGCACUGAUCUGGCAUCAGCAGCUUGUCUCCUGCGCUUUGACUUGGAACAAUACUUUAGGGAUUUCAGGAUUUCCCCAAGGGUGUGAGAGAGUUCGUACAAUUAUUAUGUAAUAGCAGUAUGUUGGAUGUAGUAGAGAGUAAAGGAUGUACAUUUCUAGGUUUUAAAGCAGUGUGUAAAGCAUAAGGGGCUCAUUAAACCAAAGCUAAGAUAGGAGAUACCACUGAGGGCCACAGUAUUUCUGCCACUCGCUCUCAAUCUCUCUCCUUCAGCUCAAUUCUUACCCUCUAUCAGCUCUUGUAGUCAUGUUCUCCUCUAUGAGAACCUCAUCUCUCACUCAUAAGUCUAGAUAAGAUAGAGAUUUAACUUAUUAGUGAAAGAAACUACUUAAAUUUAAGAUGAACUCUAUUUCUGUAUUACAAUCUUGAGUGUGAGACAGUCGAUGCAAAUGUUUCCAAAGCAGAUUCAGCGGGAUAUUUUUGUAACACCAGAAUUUACCAAAGGUUAAGAGAUGGUUGGUGUCUAUUCUGACAUUAAACUAAUGAAAUAUUGAAACAAAAUGUAUUUUUAAAGAUUUUAAUGCAUGGUUUCAUCUGAAGAAAUCAGUAAAGUGUCCUUAAUGCAAACACGCACGGAAAAGCAGCCGGGUCCUCGGAUCCAGAACUGAAAGAUGCAGCCAGGGGUUUUUUGGUGAAUGUGCACUGUGGUUAUAGGAGAGUCUGCAGCACUCCGAUCAAAGUUCCAUCUCUCAUAACCCAGACGAUGAAUUGGGGGUAGAUCAGCCCCAGAGAAUAAUGGGUUGGAAUGGCGUACCUUUUUCUAAGGUAGAUCAUUUUUGUACCUUUUGGAUUUAUGUGCAAUCAUUGUAAAUGAUAUCUGUUACAUAUGGAAGCAGUAUUUAAAUAUAGUGUAUGUGCUUGAUAUUAUGCAGCAUUCAGUUAAACAGUUACUUCCUUUUGGCACAUAAUUAUUGACAAUGCCUGCCUCAAGGCACAGCUUAUUUUUCCUUUGAAACAUAAUUUCCACAUUGUUCACAAGCUUGGAUGAGAAGGUGUGUGUGUGUGUGUGUGUGGUAUGUUAGUGUGCACAUUUAGCAAAUGAUUUGCCAGGUAGUGCACAUACUUUUAUUAUAUUUUUCGUUUUAUUACUAUUGUGUUUGUAUGUGUGUGUACACUUAAUUUUGAAUGGAAAGGGGCUGAGGAGGUGAGAAUGUGAAGCUCUGAAAUCAGCGGCAAGUCCCAGUGCUGCCUACGCAGGGACCAGUCAGCUACUCGGCUAAGUAGAGAAAAGCUAAGAGCCAUCUUACGGUAAAAUUUUGAAUUGACCAUGAUCCUUUUUCUUCCGCAACCAGGAUAAGAGCAGUGAUGCGAACUAAACAGCUCUAGAGCAGUGUUUCUCAACCAGGAGACCUCAGACCCCAUGUGGUCCAUGGCAUAAUUUCAGGAUGUCUGUGUGAUUGUUCCUAAAAAUAUUUAAAAUAUAUAUAAUUGGCAUUUGUGUUAAAUAUUUGGUUUAAGUGUUUACUUUAAAUACAUUUUUCAGGCUCAUUAAAUUUCAGAAAAGCCACAAACUUAAUGUUUUUUUUUUUUUUUUUUAUUAUUCUAUAUGCGUAGUCAUGCACAUUCACAGCUCUCUCACUAACGCAUCUUAGCUUGCUCAUUCAGGAAGGUUUGCAAAGUUUGGCCCAACACUGAUGGGUUAAUCAAACAAAUGAUAAUUCAGAGAGAUAAUCACGCCAAGUGUAAUGUAAGCAAUAAAAUGUGUGAACAUUCUACUGUUCACCCACAACUGCAAAAAACCUCUGUUUCAAGUUUAAUAUCGAUGAGUAAAAUGAAAUGUGUACGUCAGUGUGUAAUGUGAAAUGUAAAUGUCAAUGUAUAAAAAUGUCACUGUUAAUGUUAAAGCAAUUUGAAUAACUGGCAGGAUAUCAAAUCUAAUACUGACCUGAAAAUUUAUUACAUUUGACACUUGAUGGAUUAUGAAAAGGUGUAGCGUAGACUACUUAUAUACAUUACAUCACAUUAUAAUUAUAUAUUAAUAUAUACAUAUUAUGUAGGGGUUCUGCGAGGAUCAGACAGAAUAUGCUAGGGGUCCACAGCUGAAGAAAGGUUGAGAACCACUGCUUUAGAUCAUGCUACAAACAUUGCACUUGCAGCAGUGAUGCAUUAGUCCUAAUACUUUGACUAAUACAUUACACUAUGGAACAGUGAAAAAUAAAAACAGAUUAAAACAAGUUGCUGAGCCGCUCGAAUCUGAGUGGCAAAGAAAACGCAGAGAGUUUGUUAUUGUCAGCUGCUGUCUGUCAGAAAAAAGGUGAGACAGUUUGGUCAGUUUGCUCCUUUCGUCUAGCAAGCAUCCUGAUGCCGCUGUGAUAGGAAUAGUUCUAAUGAGGAGACGUAUAAGUUCAGCGAGUGUACAUGGGUGUGUGUGUGUUCCUUAUGAGACUCCAGUUGCUGCUGAGCUGGUUGUUUGACUUACUGGGGAAUGUUGGUGGACUGCACUGGCGGCUGUCCUUCCUUCACAGAGUGUUCAGUUUUUCUCUAAUAGAUUUAUAUAAUAGUAUCAGAAUGGUACACACACCACAGCACUCUGUGUUCCAGGCUCACUAUUCUGUCUUGACUCAUCAUUCAUGUUUUUUUUUUUUAUUAUUUUUUUAUUUUUUAAAACAAUGAUACAAACUACCCAGUCCAUUUGCUCAUGUCCGUAGCAGUGAUGGAGCAAUCACCACUUCAUGCACAGUCAUGCUGGCCAAUGUUCUGUUCAACUAUGCGUUCUUUUCAGUUGUAUUUCCAGCAGUGUAUUUUAUGGUUGCUUACCAAUGUACUUUAAUGGCCAAUGAAUAUAUAAAAGAGCUCUACUGGCUUUCUAUAUAUAUAUAUAU
Messenger RNA from Pangasianodon hypophthalmus (striped catfish), 11955 nucleotides. It is a transcript of the gene peak1, whose product is annotated as pseudopodium-enriched atypical kinase 1. Gene Ontology annotation, molecular function: ATP binding; protein kinase activity. The record is from RefSeq and is a predicted model, not a curated record. Lineage: Eukaryota; Metazoa; Chordata; Actinopteri; Siluriformes; Pangasiidae. Gene Ontology annotation, biological process: protein phosphorylation. The coding region runs from base 3186 to 8636 and encodes 1816 amino acids. The transcript has 6 exons.